AUGGGCAACAUCGAGCGGGUCAAAAAAAUCGAGUGGGCAAAGAAUUGGGGAUGGCAGAUGUUCAACGUGAAUCUGGCGUGUGGAGCAAUGUCGGUAGUGAUCAGCACGAUACCAUAUCCUUUUAGAGGCCAACACGCCAUAGGAUGUAUCUUUUACAUUGCCAACAUCGUCAUCUACCUCUUUAACAUCGCUAUGACCUCUCGAAGAAUACACCGCUGGCCCCGGAUCUUCAAGAACAGCUUCUAUGAUCAGAAAGAGGCGGUCUGGUUCCCGGUCACGGGAGUGGCUAUGGCUACGCUCAUCAUCGGGACUUUGAUCUACGGUGGGCCAUAUACAGGUCCGUGGCUUGCACUGGCGUGCGAGAUCUGGUUUUGGAUCUACUGCUUUCUCGCCGCAUGUAUCGGGUUGAUCAUGCAGAAUACACUACGCACUAUAGCUCGACCUCUCGCCGAGAUAGGUCCCCCAGACGCAUUGGAGGUGUAUCCCCUGAUGUUCAUUGGAGUCAUUGGAAGUACGCUCGUCUCUGAGCUGGUCGAGCUGCACGUCACCCGAGCUCUAACAGUUGCGGUCUUCGCAUACUGCUUUGCUGGUCUUGGCUUCUUCGUUGGCCUCCUCAAGCUCUCGGUGUGGAUGCACAAAGACAUGACGACCGCAAAAGCAUCUCCCGAUAUCAUCCCUUCCUACCUCAUCUCGGUCGGCGUGCCGGGUUUCCCCAGUCUAGUACUUGUCAAUCUCGCCCAGACCAUUCAGUCCAUCGCGGAGGAGACUGACUUUUUAUCGGGGUUACCAGGGAAUACGUCGGUCAGCGAGUCGGCGAGGGUCAUUGCGACUGUCUCGGUCUUGUUGAGCUUCUUGUUACUGGGAAUGGCAGCGUGGAUGCUGCUCGUUUUCGUAGGAUGGGCUGUAUUGAGCUUGUGGACAGAACCCAAGAAACCGCUGUCGGAGAGGUGGAAAUUCACUUGGUGGUCUUGGACGUUCCCUCUGACCGGCGUGGUCGUGACUUUUGGCAGACUCGCGACCUUUGUCCCCUCGAAGGCUUUUGGCAUCCUCAACAUCAUCUUUGUUAUCGCCAUGGCUUGCGUGUUCUGUUUGAAUUUAGUAGGGACGGCAAGGAUGAUCUGGCGAGGAGAGUUACCAGGAUCAUCAAUCGAGUUCGACGAGCAGUGGUUGAAGCGGGAGCAAGCUGGACGAGCUUGA
Molecule: messenger RNA, 1197 nt
Organism: Dioszegia hungarica
Lineage: Eukaryota; Fungi; Basidiomycota; Tremellomycetes; Tremellales; Bulleribasidiaceae
Product: voltage-dependent anion channel
Exons: 12
Coding region: 1-1197 (398 amino acids)
Biological process (GO): malate transmembrane transport
Cellular component (GO): membrane
Molecular function (GO): malate transmembrane transporter activity
Source: RefSeq, a predicted model, not a curated record